Molecule: messenger RNA, 2133 nt
Organism: Volvox carteri f. nagariensis
Lineage: Eukaryota; Viridiplantae; Chlorophyta; Chlorophyceae; Chlamydomonadales; Volvocaceae
Exons: 11
Coding region: 1-2133 (710 amino acids)
Molecular function (GO): phosphoprotein phosphatase activity
Source: RefSeq, a predicted model, not a curated record
AUGUUUUGGUCCUCGUCGGCGUUCCAGGCGCAGGAUGAACUUGGGGACAGACAAGCCUGCGAGAACGCCGUACGUGUAGCCCUGCGCGCGGGACAGCACGUAGUAGUCGACGGGCGCAACGUGGACCCACCUCAGCGCGCCCACUGGGUUAAGCUGGCGCGUGAGUGUGGAGCCUUUGGCACGUCCGUGGUGGCGCUGCAGCUGCUACUGCCCCUGGAGCUGUGCAGGCAACGGGCGCGCGACCGAGUGGGACACCCUUACUGCAUCGGGGUCUUUGAGAGUUUUGCCAAUGGAUUUGUGGAAGCGACAUCCGUUGAGGGCUUCGACCGGGUGAUUAGUGUGCGCACCAGUGAAGAGGCGGUGUUGGCUGUGGAGCAGCUACUGAGGGAGGGGGGAGCCCAUACCGCGGUUCAGCAGCAACAACCGCAGCAGCAGCAGUGGAACACUGGUAUGUACGGCGGCUUGGCAGCCAGCUCGUACUAUAGCGGCCAAGUCGUCCAGUACGGCAACUACGUACAGAACGGUAGUCACCCCCAGGGCCAUCAUGCCUACCAGCCAGUCACCGACGCCAGUGGCGGCGGCAUCCAAGGGGCCACCGGCGCGCAGCAGGGUUUGGCUCAAGCGAUGAGCUUCGCUGUCACUGGCGCGCAGGAGGGCGGCAGCAUCGGAGGUCAGGGGCUGACCCACGGGUCGAACAAGAGAGCUUGCAGGUGGGAGCGCCGUGAAGGGGAGUCCCUGGGGCCGCACGGCGUGGUGUCGGGGGCUCAACCCAAUGGGGGAAUGAGCGGGCAGGUAGAGGGCACGGCGGGCGGGCGGCCUUCGAGCUGCCAGUUGUUACCGUCGUCCUUGGCGCCAGCAGCAGCACCACCACCAGCACCACCAGCACCGCCAGCACGACAACAGCAGGAGCAGCAGCAGUACCUAGCGGAUGGGAGUGGCGUCGAUCUAUCGCACCAGCAGCACCAGCUCGCCAGGGAGCAACCUGCAAGGGAGGAGGAGGAGGGGGAGGAGCAGCAGCAGCAGCAGCAGGAACGGCAGCAGCAACGCCAGAAGCAUUGGAACAGCUACAGCCAGGGGUCCGGUGGCUUCGGUGGCGGCGGUAGCUACGGCAGGGGUGGUGGUGGCGGCGGCUAUCGGCGGCAGGAGGGGACGAGACGCGAUUCGCAAUGGCACCAUCGCGACGUUGUGCAACGAUUGCGUCACAGCUUCGCCGAUCCUAGCUCCACGACGCCGUACGAUGUUCCAGCCGAGCCGGGGGCGGAAGACGACCCACGGGUCAUCCUGCUGUUUGAUCUCAAUGGCACGCUCACGUCCCACACUAGCGUACGGCGGGCGCAGGGGACUACGAGGCUGCGUCCCGGCACCGCGCACCUGACGCGGCUGCGAGAGCGGUUCAGAUUGGGCAUCUACACCUCCUCGACGGUGCGCACCGUGCAGGCUGCUAUGGAGAUGUUGGAGUUGGCUGCGGGGGAAACCCUGUUUGACAGGCGCUUGGUGCUACACAGAGAACACACCGCGCCUGCACCGGCAGACCACGUGGAUUCGGGCGGCAACCCGUGGGACACGCUCAAGCCGUUGGGCCGCUACUUCUCCCGCCUGGACCGUGUCGUACUGGUGGACGACGAUUCGUACAAGAGCAUGGCGGGCGAGGAAUCCAACAUGCUGAUUGUGCCGUGUUGGAGUGAGGAGGAUGUCGACUGCCAGGUGAUCAGGCUGCUCUGCGAAGCGCUGAUUGCGCGGGUGGCACCGCAGGCGGAGGAGGAUUUGGACGUCCGUCGCUGGACGGCAGCGGUGUCUGCGCAACUCCAGGAAGCGGCAAAAGCCGCAGCCCCCCAGUCGCCAUCCGCCGCCGCUGCCACCAGUCCGGAAGCGCCCGAGGCAGCCAAGGAUUCCACGUCAUUGCUACGACUAGGCGGUGAAGAGCACGGGAACGGCGCUGGUGGCAACAGCGGCAGCAGUGGUAGCGGCAGUAGCGAAGCUGAAGCUGAGGACGAGCGGGAGGAGCGUGAGGAGGAGCGUGAGGAGGAGCGUGGCGAUAGGGGGGUUGAGAAGGGUGGCAAGGAUGCGCAUCUUGAGGAUGAGGGCACAGUUGACGGCGUGGACGAGCAGUCCAGAAAGCGACAUCGUGUCUAA